GGGAGGGCGGUUACAUGAGUGAGAAGCUCUUGGUUGCUCCUGGUUAGUCAACCUUUUCCAGUUGCUGUUGGUGGAAGAUUUGACGGGCGAGCGCUUAACGGAACCAUGGGAGUGGAAGGUUGCAUGAAGUGCAUCAAGUACUUGCUGUUCGUAUUUAAUUUCCUUUUCUGGCUUGCAGGAGGAGUGGUUCUUGGUGUGGCUCUUUGGCUCAGACAUGAUCCUCAGACAACUCAAGUACUGAAUACACACUUUGAAGAUAGGUGGGCCCCAAACACCUUCUUCAUAGGGGUCUACAUCCUGAUUGGUGUUGGAGCUGUGAUGAUGAUCGUGGGGUUUCUAGGUUGCUAUGGUGCCAUCCAGGAAUCCCAGUGCAUGCUGGGAACGUUCUUCGUCUGUCUGGUGGUUUUGUUCGCUUGUGAGGUUGCUGCUGGGAUCUGGGGAUUCGUACAUAAAGAUGAGGUGGCUAAUGAGUUUAAGACGUUCUAUGAGCAAGCCAACACCGCCUACGUGAUGCCAGGGCAAAGUCGAGAAAAGCAGGAUCAGGCUAAAGCUGUGUUGGUGACCUUGCAUAAUGCGCUGGACUGCUGUGGAAGCAACAUAGUAAACAAGAUGAUGACUGCAGAGCUCUGUCCCAAACAGAAGGGAAUAGGUCUUAUUAAUCCGGUUGACUGUGGUACACGGAUCAAUGAGCUGUUUACGGAGAAGCUGUACAUUAUUGGGAUCGCUGCUGUCAUCGUUGCAGUUAUCAUGAUCCUGGAGAUGAUUUUCAGCAUGGUACUGUGCUGUGGGAUCCGAAACAACUCCGUGUACUAGAAAGCCUCCUCUGGCUGCCACCUCGCAGGACUGCCAGUGAGCGCAGCAAACAGAAAAGCUUUGUAGUGGAGUAUCAUUAAAAUGCCCAAACUAAUCCUAUUCUAUGAUUGUUGCCACUUGUUAUGCUCAGUUUUAAAAAAAAAUAUAUAUAUAUAUAUUAUAAAAUAUAUAUAUAUUAUAAAAUGGUGGUUUCAUAUUAUAAAAAAACUAUAUGUAAUAUAUAAAAUGUUUUAAUAUUAUGAAACCAUCUCUCCUGGUAUUGACAGUUCUCCCCUGGUGCUAAUUGAAGCUUAUGCUGGAGAAUUUUGUGUGCAUGGAACAACUGGUAUGUACCCAUCUGAUCUCCAGCCGUCACAUCACAUCCUCCAUCAGUCAGUGCUUCAGAGCUGCAGCAAAGUCACAAGUUUGAAUUAGGAUGUUAAGAUGAAAAAAAACUGGGCCCUCAGUGUGCUGCUGGAGGGGGCUUAGUGCUCGUAUUGAUCUGAAGCCUUGGGGGCGUGCGUGUAUGUGUGUGUAUGUAUGUAUGUAUGUAUGUGUUUUUAAAAAUAAUCUAAAUUGAGUUUCAGGUAAGUGCACCAGCUGUGAACUGUCUUGUGCCCAAAGUUUGCAUUCAGCUUGUGCAAACUUUCUGAGGGAUUAUACUGAUUCAAAGUUUCUUUUCCCAUUUGUACUGCGGGUACCUUAAAGUAUACAUGUAUAAUAUAGGCAGUGCAGUGAGUAACUUAUAAUGAUGGGGGCUGGUCACAGUACUUGGCCGGUUAUUUGCUUGUUUCUUGUUUCUGGUUAAAUAUAGUCCACAUGAACGACAAGGAAUCUGGGCUGUGUCCCUCAACCCCACCCCCACCCAAA
Mobula hypostoma (lesser devil ray) is the source of this 1662-nucleotide messenger RNA. It is a transcript of the gene cd81a, whose product is annotated as CD81 molecule a. The record is from RefSeq and is a predicted model, not a curated record. Lineage: Eukaryota; Metazoa; Chordata; Chondrichthyes; Myliobatiformes; Myliobatidae. The transcript has 8 exons. The coding region runs from base 106 to 813 and encodes 235 amino acids. Gene Ontology annotation, cellular component: plasma membrane.